This is a messenger RNA of Ictalurus furcatus (blue catfish), 2303 nucleotides long. RefSeq names its product P2Y purinoceptor 13-like. The record is from RefSeq and is a predicted model, not a curated record. The coding region runs from base 654 to 1697 and encodes 347 amino acids. Gene Ontology annotation, biological process: negative regulation of adenylate cyclase activity; G protein-coupled receptor signaling pathway. The transcript has 3 exons. NCBI's taxonomy places the organism in Eukaryota, Metazoa, Chordata, Actinopteri, Siluriformes, Ictaluridae. Gene Ontology annotation, molecular function: G protein-coupled purinergic nucleotide receptor activity. Gene Ontology annotation, cellular component: membrane.
CGUUGGUUGUAUGCGAAGGCGCUGUAGUUGACCACAAACAUCUGUGUGACUUACAGAUAUCUCUUGCACUUGCAUAACCACUCACAAUGCAUGCACCCAUAACACACUUCUUCUCACACGUCUGUCUUUCCAGACGGCUAGAAAUCCAUCUAGAGAUACGCACUCUUUUAUACGCCCUUGUUUCCAAGAGAUAGUGCCAGUUCCCCAAAAGACGUCACAGGCUAUUGUUGUGCAACAUCACUUAUCACUUCUAAGUCUAUAGAAAUUUAUGCAAAUGAGUAAAUAAAGUUGGGCACGAAGCAGAACUGAGGCCACACUGAGACAAAGGACAGGAAAUGAAACAGGAUGGGGAUAUUCACCCUGGCACUGGAAUGGCAGACCUAUUGUGACGAGAAAGGAAGGCUUUGAGAGGCCACCAGUAGAGAAAACAAGUGUGUGUGUGUGUGUGUGUGUGUGCGUGUGUCAUGUUUGUGCGUGUAUGUUUGUGCGUGCAUGUGCAGGCCACAAGCACAGUGCAAUAGGCAAAGCGUGAAUGGGAGGUCUCAGGCAUUUACUGAUUUUCAUGUAGCAGUUUCAGCUGGAAACAUUCAAACAAAAAAAGAAGAAGAGUUUUUCACUUCUCCUAAAGCAGCGGUCAAAGCUGGGACGUGAGGAUGAAUGCGAGUCAGCAGAACGCCUCCAUGCAAUGUAAGCUGGACAACAAGAUCAGUUCGGUUGUCUUCCCCUGCUUGUAUUCUGCCCUCUUCCUGGCUGCCAUCGUCCUCAACUGCUUGGCUGCCUGGAUCUUCUUCCAGAUCCGCAGCAGCUCCACAUUUGUGGUGUACCUGAAGAACGUAGUGGUGGCCGACCUGCUCAUGACCCUGAGUGUUCCUUUGAAGGUCCUAACAGACGCUGGCAUAGGCUCAACAACACUGAGGGCCUUCUACUGCCGCUACACCGGCGUCCUCUUCUACACCACCAUGUACAUCAGCAUCCUGCUGCUGGGUCUCAUCAGCCUGGACCGUUACCUGAAAAUCGUGCGGCCCUUCGGAAAAUGCGCCCUGCAGCGGGUCGGUGUGGGUAAGGCGGUGUGCGCAGGGGUCUGGGUUGUCAUGGUGGCUUUCGCGCUACCUAAUGUGAUCCUGAGCAACCGUGAGUUUACUGUGGGUCGCAGCAAGAAGCUGAAAUGCAGCAGCAUGAAGAGUGAUCUGGGCCUGCGCUGGCACGAGGGAUUUAACUACUUUUGUCAGGUGGUGUUCUGGGGGACUCUGGUUGUAAUGGCUAUCUGCUACACCUUCAUCAGCAGGAAGGUAUACGAGUCAUACCGCGCCUCACGGAGCAGCUCUGGCACCGCCAGCAAACGCACCAAGUCCAAGGUGUUUGUCGUGGUGGGCGUGUUCUUUGUUUGUUUCGCUCCCUUCCACUUGGCCCGAGUGCCCUACACCCUCACUCAAACACGAGGCCCAUCCGCUCAUUGCUGGGAUCAGAAGAUGUACUUGGCAAAGGAGAUCACACUCUGGCUGUCAGCCACCAACAUUUGCCUGGACCCUCUCAUCUACGUCUUCCUGUGCCGAGUCUUCCGCAGGAGAUUAACAGCUACCCUCUGCCGCAAGCCUUUAGCCAAUGGAGGGUUCGAGUCCCCUACAGAGACAUCGACCAAGCAGGAAAUGUCUCAUAUGAGUCAUUAUAACAAUGCUAAUGAGUUCCGCUCACAUUAACAUCAUCAUAUACAUGGAAGUCUGGUCACAAUACACUGGUUUGGAGUUGACUGGACCGAAUAACAUUAUGCCAGAACUUCGAGUCAUUUUAUAAAAUUAGAUUUAUACUGCACAUAACUGUAGUUGGUUGAAAUGUCUGUGAAUAGAUCUUAUAGCUGGGUUUGUUUUCCCACCAUGAGCUGUUUUUAUUUAAUCAUUUUUCAGAACACAAUACACCAAUUUUACUCAGUUGAUGCGUAUUAGUCGAGAAUACAAAAUUUACACUGAUUUAGACUCUAUUUAACAUUCUUUCAUGAUAAAACCGUGGACUAAAGAUUUGUAUUCAUAAUUUCUGUAGGGGGAGACACGGUGGCUUAGUGGUUAACACGUUUGCCUCGCACCUGCGGGGUUGGGGGGUUUGAAUCCUGCCCCUGCCCUGUGUAUGUAGAGUUUGCAUGCUCUCACCAUACUUUGGCAGUUUCUUCUGGGUACUCCAGUUUCUUCCCACAGUCCAAAGACAUGCGUUGUAGGCUGAUUGUGUGUGAAUGAGUGUGUGUGUGCGAUUGUGCCCUGCGAUGCGUUGUCACCCCAUCCAGGGUGUACCCCGCCUUGUGCCCUAAGGUGCCC